AUGUCUGACUCACGCAAGACCCUUCUAAUUACUGGCGCUACUGGAAAGCAAGGCGGCGCUCUCAUUCAGAGCCUUCUCUCCGUCCCCGACAUGGCUGGGUUCAAUAUCAUUGCCGUAACGCGCGACAUCACGAGCUCCCGCGCGCUGAAGCUUGGCGCGAACUUCAAUGUGUCUGUUGUAGAUGGAGACAUCGGCCAGCCUGAAGCAAUCUUCCAAAAAGUCGGGCCUGUGUGGGGGGUGUACAGUAUGCAGAUCAACUCGGACGCCGAGGAGAAGCAGGGCAUGGCCAUGGUCAAUGCGGCGGUUGCUCAUGGAGUGCGGCACUUCGUCUACUCGUCAGGUGAUCGCGGCGGCCCUGAAAAGUCGCCUGUCAAUCCUACAAAAGUCAAGAAUUUCGCUGCCAAGUAUUGCGUUGAGAAGCACUUGGUGGAGAGGGCCACAGUCAGCCCCCAACAGAUGACAUACACGAUCCUACGGCCGGUAACGUUCUUCGAAAACCUCACUCCCGAUAUCCACGGGAAGGGCUUCGCGCGCAUGUGGGAACAAAUGGGAGACAAAAAGCUGCAGUUCGUGUCGACCGGGGAUAUUGGUCGGAUUGCGGCCUACAGCUUUAUGCAUCCCUCUGACUAUCGCAACACUGCCCUAACACUGGUAGGUGAUGAGCUCACCCAAACCGAGGCUGAGGCUACAUUCAAGGCUGUUGUGGGGUCCUCUAUGCCCUUGGCUCCUUGUCCUGUGGCUUCUACGGUCAAGUUCUUGUUAAAGGGCACCGUGGGCGAUAUGUUUAAUUGGUUUGAACGUGAAGGAUACGGAGGUGAUGUGGCUGCGUGCCGCCAGAUGUACCCUGGGAUGAAGGACUUCAAUGCCUGGAUUGAGGAAAACAAGGGGCAGUGGUUGCCUACCUAG
This is a messenger RNA of Penicillium angulare, 906 nucleotides long. RefSeq lists its product as uncharacterized. The record is from RefSeq and is a predicted model, not a curated record. The coding region runs from base 1 to 906 and encodes 301 amino acids. The transcript has a single exon. NCBI's taxonomy places the organism in Eukaryota, Fungi, Ascomycota, Eurotiomycetes, Eurotiales, Aspergillaceae.